Molecule: messenger RNA, 2352 nt
Organism: Hypoxylon trugodes
Lineage: Eukaryota; Fungi; Ascomycota; Sordariomycetes; Xylariales; Hypoxylaceae
Exons: 2
Coding region: 238-2151 (637 amino acids)
Source: RefSeq, a predicted model, not a curated record
ACUCAAUUAUCUGCCGCUGCCCUGAGCUCCACAGAAAAACGCCGAUUCCUUGAAUGUGAAUUGUCGCCCUAUUUUCAACGCUCUACUAACUCUUCCACCUCACUAAUACAGAGAUACCUAUUUAUCUGCUUUUCAAGCAUUUGAGUCUACCAAAAAUCUUGAAACGCAAGUAGGGACAUGUAGGCGCCGUAUCGAGUAUCGCCGAUCGUCCCGACUACCACGUGUCGAUGUAUCCUCAUGAGGACAAAUUUCUAUUUUCAGUCAGCGGGGCCGAACGAGGGAUCUACGGCGAAUCCGGACUACCCCCGCGAGACAUCGGAACAUGAAGAACAUGGUGCCUCUUCUACUGAUGAUCAAUCUUCAAGUCACGGUGUGAAAAUUGAAAGUCCGAGUUCUGGCACUAGUUUAAGUCAGUACGAUUCAGCGGUCGGACGUUCUUCAAUCUCAUCCGAAAGGUAUUCCGCCGGGGUAGAUCGGGUAACAACCAUCUACCAAAAUGACCCGAGCCCAUCCUCAUUGCCUUACAGGCAUUCAGUCUCAUCGCCGCGUGAGCAGAAAUACUUGCCUGAAAGUGAAGACUCUUCUCAAAAGUCGCCGGCUAGCACCGACGCUCGAUCUACGGGACUAGCGCGAAGCCGAACACGCCACCAUCUCCAACCAGAGGUAUGGGAACGCCACAAGGAGGAAAUACAUGAUUUAUACAUCGGAGAAAACAAGUCUUUGAACGAGUUGAUGGAAAUUAUGCAAGGGAAGGGCUUCGUGGCCACUCCUCGCAUGUACAAGGCAAAGUUCGCACAAUGGGGUUUUGUUAAGAAUAAUAAGAAGAAAGACGUGGCCAUGAUGGUACGACUCCAACGCGAGCGUGGUGCCGUGGGUAAACCCACCGCUUUCCGUCGUCAUGGGAGGUCGGUCGAUAUCGAAACCUACAUGAGGAGAAAAGGUAUCUCAACUCGAGACCUUGAUGCACCUGUUGCCGAUGCCGACCUACCAGAAUACCUACGAGCUCUCACGCCUCCGCCGGCAGAACCUGAACAUAUGACUCUACCAUCUCAUCUCCAUGCUCAGGAACUUGUCGUGUCAUGUUUCAAGGACCUCACUCUGGGUUGGAGAGACUCGAUGACGUCCCCAGCAUCCUUCGAGGGCGAUUUUGAUAUCUAUUUCGAUGGGGAAUUAUGUGAGGCUACAAGAGACUUUAGCAGAGCCUGUUGGUUCUUCUCUAAGAGUCAUACCUCACUCGGUGCUUUGCUUAGUCAACGUGCCUUCUCUUCGUUACAUCUUGUUAUCAAGACCCCCUCUGCGCUUGGUUUGUUUGAUUUGCUAAUAGCUAGUGUUAUAUCUCCUGACCACGGACUAGCUAAAGAGCUAUGGAAGUAUCUCGCGGGGUACGCGGAAGCGACCAUGGGACCUUCGAAUACUCUCUGUCGACUAUUCAAGUCAUUGGACGAGGUGUUCCGCAAUGAUUCGCUCGAAACUGGUGUAGAUUUUAUUUUCAGCUGUAUGGAGAGUAUUAUCGGUAUGUUACUCGAGACGAAUGAGUUCACACAGACCGUCGUACCUUCACUUAGCUUCUUUCUGUUAGGCGAUUUGAUCCUCUUCAACUCAACAAGGACCAAUUUGCCAUCUCUCCAGAGAGCAGCCGCUUCUACAUCUACGAUAGUAUCGUCUCAAGAUUCUGCACAAGAUGACCGUCGCUCGUUUGGUGUAAUGAAACUCAUCGAGCCAGCGGCGCACCUUUGGCAAAAUGGACCCCGCGACGAACUUUCAAUUCAAUUAGCCUAUGCAUUUCUACAACUUGCAGACGAGGUAACAAGUCGGUACAAUUGGUCAUACUGGGUUGCCUGGAGAGUGAUUGCACAUUUCCAUCGUAGUAAAUGCGGUGAAGAUGAAUCCUCGGUGAAAGACAAUCCACGACAUGCAUUGGCUCGAUACGCCUUAGAAAAGGCUAUCGACACAGCUGAGGCGGGCCGUGGCUUUGGUGAAACGCAGAUUUUCGAAAAUAUGCAGACGCUAGAAGAAUGGCAUCGCGAAGCGAGAGAUGCCACUCAAGAAUUAGCGGUAAGACGACGAAGGGAGAAGGGAUUAAGGGAUUAUUUUGAGACACUGCAGCGAAGUCGCGGCGUGGAGAUGUCUAAGACCCCAACUUCGCAAUGAAAUUUGAGGACUUCUUUUCGUCGAUUGUAUUAUUAUUACGGGCUUUUAAUCGGUAUCAUGGAUUGCCGUUGUGGAAUUACCCUCGAGGACAGACGCUUUAGGUCUGCAAUGACACGGCAGUAAUGUAUUAUAACAACUUGAAACCUCAAAAAUCUACAAGAUAUUUAAUUGAUAUCUUAUAUAUAUUAUAUUAAGUAUCAU